Molecule: messenger RNA, 1256 nt
Organism: Zingiber officinale
Lineage: Eukaryota; Viridiplantae; Streptophyta; Magnoliopsida; Zingiberales; Zingiberaceae
Product: WRKY transcription factor 71-like
Exons: 3
Coding region: 123-1082 (319 amino acids)
Biological process (GO): regulation of DNA-templated transcription
Molecular function (GO): DNA-binding transcription factor activity; sequence-specific DNA binding
Source: RefSeq, a predicted model, not a curated record
UUCUCUUCUUUUGCUUCUUCUUCAAUCCAUCUCUCGUCUUUGCACCAGCGUAGAGAUCCAGCAGCCGCGCUCCAUCCGUCAAUCUCCUCCUUCCACAAAUUACACUAAUUUCUCAUCUCGCGAUGGCCGGUGGCGUUCAUGGAGAGUGGGAGAACGGUCAGUUCAUGUUCCAUGACGAGCUGUCGGCGCUCAUCUACCAGAAUCCAGCUCACGGAGGCGCCGCCAGUCCGGAGCAGUGUUUCUCAUCGCCUCUCGCUAGAUUUUCUCCUUUCGGUAGCAAUUACAGAGUCUCCGGCGAUUCGGCGGCGUUUGGUGUUGAAAAUGCUGGUAAUUAUUUAUACAACUCUAAGCAGCCGGCCGUCGUUUCCGGCGGCGGCGGAGGUACGAUGACGCCGCACUCGUCGACGACGACCUCUUCUUCUACCGAGGUGGCUGGAGAGGAAGACCUAGAACGAUUCAAGAAGACGCAGGAAGCUGGGAAGGAAGAGGAAGAGGAGGUGGAGAAGCAAUUAGUGAGUGCAGGGGAAGCAGAUCAAGAGAGUGAUAUGUCCAACUCCAAGAAACCGAACAAGGCGAAGGAGAAAGGAGCGAAAAGGCAAAGGGAACCUCGUUAUGCAUUUGUCACACAGAGCGAGGUGGAUCAUUUAGAAGAUGGCUACCGUUGGAGGAAAUAUGGCCAAAAAGCAGUCAAGAACAGCCCUUUCCCAAGGAGCUACUACCGUUGCACGAGUCAGAAGUGCCCGGUGAAGAAGAGGGUGGAGAGAAGCCAUCAAGAUCCCACAGUUGUGAUAACAACCUACGAGGGGAAGCACACUCAUCACUGCCCAACAACCCUCAGAGGCGGCGCACACCUCUUCGCUCCUCCUCUGGCGCCGGCGACCACAAGCUUCUUAGCGAUGCAGCAACUGUCUCAGCUGGGCAGUACGUCGGCACUGCUGCAGGGUACGAGCACAAGCCCUAGUUUGUAUCUAGCAAACCUACCGCCUUCUCUGCAACAUCUUCAAUGCAGUACUGACUAUGAUCUCCUGCAAGAUCUACUUCCUAAUUCCCUCUUUCAUGGCAAUAUUCAACAUGACAUGUAGAUGAUCAUAAUGUAGUAACUUAUGCACCUCCAGUGCAUGGAGGUAGCUAGCUAGCUAGUCUGAUCCAGUUGUAUCUAGUUGUUAGAUAGAUAUCAACUUAAUUAAUUAUGAUCUCUACUUUUGUUGUACAUUGGAUUUGCUUUAUCUUAUGGUAUUUUGAUGAUUUAAUUUGCA